AUGGACAUUCAUCGCUGCCGAUUCGUCCCCUACAAGCCGUCUGCCAUUAACGCCAUCGCCUUCUCUCACCCCAAGACACGCUCAGCGCUACAAGCUACACUCGCGCGUCUUGCCAUCGGACGCGCCAAUGGCGAUAUCGAAAUCUGGAACCCUACAAAUGGCUCUUGGAACCAGGAGCUCAUCAUUCCUGGUGGUAAAGAUCGAAGCGUUGACGGCCUUGUUUGGGUCAACGAGCCUGAUCAGGACCUCGGUGAUGGACGCGUUGUCGCUGGAAAGUCGCGACUGUUCAGUAUAGGCUACACAUCUACCGUUACCGAAUGGGAUCUCGUCACAGGGCGGCCAAAGAGGCACGCCAGCGGUCAACAUGGUGAUAUUUGGUGCAUGGCUGCUCAACCUGCUGGAGCCGACAAAGUUGGACUCGGCGCCGACUCUCAGGAUUCUACCAAGCUUGUCGCCGGCACAAUCGACGGCGAGCUUGUCAUGUACUCGAUCGAGGACGAUGAUCUUCGGUUUCAGCGAGUUCUACUGCGAUCGCCAACCAAGAAGGCCCAGAUGGUCAGCAUUACCUUCCAGUCGCGCAAGGUCGCAAUUGUUGGCUGCUCCGACAGCACGAUUCGAGCAUACGAUAUUACAAAGGGCCACAUGUUGCGCAGGAUGACACUUGGCUCUGAUCUCGUCGGUGGAUCAAAGGAUAUCAUUGUUUGGUCUGUCAAGUGUCUGCCAAACGGCAGCAUUGUCUCCGGGGAUUCAACUGGUCAGGUUUGCAUUUGGGAUGGCAAGACAUACACUCAAACACAGCGAAUGCAAAGCCAUAAGCAAGACGUUCUCAGUCUUGCGAUUAACGCCGAUGGCACAUCUAUUCUCAGCGGAGGUAUGGAUCGACGAACAAUCCUUUACAAGCAGAACAACGGCGCAGGAUCGCGAUGGAGCAAGGUUUGGGGAAGGAGAUAUCACGAUCAUGAUGUCAAGUCUAUGGCAUCUUUCGAGAGUGGUAAAAUCAGCGUCGUUGUUUCAGGAGGUCCCGAUGCUAACCCCGUCGUCAUCCCUCUGAAGGAGAUGGGGCGCGAGAACCAUCGCAUGAUGUCCAGCUUGCCUCAGCAGGCUCCUCUACUGAGUGCUCCAAAGGCCCGCUUCGUCGUCAGCUGGUGGGAUCGAGAGGUUCACAUCUGGCUGCUCCAGAAAUCAGCUACCGACAUGUUCAAUGCUGGAGGCGAUGAUGUCGACGUGAACCAGAACCGCAAGCUACUUAAAACGAUCGUUGUCAAGGGAGAUUCGAACAUUACUUCAGCCACUAUCGACGACGAGGGUUCGCUUCUGAUCGUAUCUACUGCCAUCGAUGUCAAGGCUUUCAGACUCGAACACCAGGAUCCUGUCAAGCCAUCAGAUGUCAAGGUCGCCUCUGCCGACCUUCCUAAGAAGCUUGCCGGCGUGGGUGCCAUAAAAGUUCAGCUUUCACCUAACGCCCAAUGGCUCUGCGCAAUCCAAGAAGGCUCUCGCGUGGUUGUGGGUGCGCUCGACCCUGUCACUCCCAGAACUUCACUCGUGUUUUCACCUCAAGUGCAACGCCUUACUCGCCUACGUCGACAAAUUCCACGCCAUAUCCUCAACGGAGGAAUGGGAAGCUACGACAGGACCAUCACACAGGUCACCUUUUCCCCAGACUCCAAGAUGCUUGCGGCAUCUGACCUUGCUGGCUACAUUGAUACGUGGAUCUUGAGUGAAGGGGACAAGAUCAAGUCUGAAGAUGACGCGUCCUCAUCAAGCGAGAGUGAGUCUUCAGAGGAGGAAGAGGAAGCAUCGCAGAACAUUGAGAAGUGGAUUCGCAACCCUAGUGCCAAGCUACUGCCCAAACUUCCCUCUGCUGCUACGGUUCUUUCAUUCUCUGCCGACGUACCCCAAGCCAAGGUCUCUCCUCGAGGGUCUCCCGACGGAAAAAAUGGCUCAUCUGACCACGUCGACGACUACACCCUUCUCGCAAUUACCUCAUCGUGGAACCUGCUUACUUUCCACCCUCUCCAGGGUUCUCUGACCCCCUGGUCGCGUCGUCAUGUCAGAAAGGACUUGCCCGCCCCCGUGCAAGAUCUCCUCGACCUCGCUAAGGGUGUUUUUUGGCAGGGCUCUCGCGCUUGGAUCUACGGUGUCUCAUUCCUUCUCAUGCUCGACUUGGCUCAAGACCUCCCUAAGCCUCUAGAGGGCGAAGUCCUUGGCACUACAGCUACAACGGGCAAGCAGAACCUCAAGCGCAAGAGGACAGGACCCUCUACCGGAGCCGGAGGCAGAAUGGAGCAAGGCGCUCUUGCUCCUUCGCUGGUUCGCAAGCACACAGCUGGUCAGUGGGAAGACGUUGAUAUGGAAGACGCCCCACGACCCGAGGACAUCAAUAGUGACGAUGAGGACCAGCCCGAGGGUGAACUCGCCCAGCUACGGAAUCGUCGUGAAGUGGGCAAAGACCUCGAGGUUGCCGAGACUGGCGGUGAACGCAAGAGCUGGUGGAUGACUUUCAAAUACAGACCCAUCUUCGGUGUCGUCCCCAUCAGCACAGCGGACCAGCCCCUCGAGAUUGCUCUGGUGGAGAGGCCAACAUGGGAUGUGGACAUGCCCGAGAGCUACUUCAGCGUCGAGCAGUGGAGGAGGUAA
Messenger RNA from Fusarium sp. VM40, 2637 nucleotides. The record is from the annotation of a GenBank genome assembly. NCBI's taxonomy places the organism in Eukaryota, Fungi, Ascomycota, Sordariomycetes, Hypocreales, Nectriaceae.